UUCAGCUCUUGGCCAUUUUUCUUUUCCUGCCUGAAUUAAUUUUUUCUCUUGCAUAUUUCUGCAAUUUCGAUUUCUUUUCUUGGAUCUAGUCUCUCCGGCGACAUCAAGGGCUGAGAAUGGAAGCUCAUGGCAGUGGAUUCCGCCGCGUGUUCGUGCUCGCCUUUUGCGUCGCCGGGAUUUGGUCCGCUUAUAUUUACCAAGGCGUUCUUCAGGAGACUCUGUCCACUAAACGCUUUGGUUCCGACGGAAAGAGAUUUGAACACCUUUCCUUCCUUAACCUGGCACAAAAUGUUGUCUGUUUAAUAUGGUCAUACAUAAUGAUAAAGCUCUGGUCCAGUCGUAUCACUGGUGGUGCACCUUGGUGGACAUACUGGAGUGCUGGUAUUACGAAUACUAUUGGACCAGCUAUGGGAAUUGAAGCUUUGAAGUAUAUAAGCUAUCCUGCCCAGGUCCUGGCAAAGUCAUCAAAAAUGAUUCCAGUGAUGCUGAUGGGUACGCUAGUUUAUGGUAUUAAAUACACAUUUCCAGAAUAUAUGUGUACCUUUCUGGUUGCUGGAGGAGUAUCUACAUUUGCUCUCUUAAAGACUAGCUCAAAGACUAUCAGCAAGUUGGCACAUCCUAAUGCACCCCUUGGCUAUGGGCUUUGCUUCUUGAACCUUGCAUUUGAUGGUUUCACGAAUGCCACUCAGGAUUCCAUUUCAGCAAGGUACCCAAAAACAAGUGCAUGGGACAUAAUGUUGGGAAUGAAUCUCUGGGGUACUAUAUAUAAUGUGAUCUAUAUGUUUGGGUGGCCGCAUGGUACUGGAUAUCAUGCCAUAGAAUUCUGCAGACAGCAUCCUGAAGCAGCUUGGGACAUUCUUCUGUAUUGUCUCUGUGGAGCAGUUGGCCAAAAUUUUAUCUUCCUAACAAUCAGCCGAUUCGGUUCCCUUGCUAAUACCACCAUUACCACAACUCGCAAGUUUGUCAGCAUUGUGGUGUCCUCUGUGCUCAGUGGAAACCCUCUGUCGUCGAAGCAGUGGGGCUGCGUUGUAAUGGUCUUCUCAGGGUUAUCAUAUCAAAUUUACCUCAAGUGGAGGAAGCUGCAAAAGUUGCAGAGAAAGAGAAAGACCACCUAAGUAGGAAAUCAAUUGUAACCAAAGGUUCAAUGGUCCUUGAAUUAGAGGGUAUCUGGAAUAUUCAUGGAUGUAGAUUUAUAGAGUGCUUUAGAAGUAUAAACCAAGUUUUGACUCUGCCUUUUCUUUAAUUUUCUGUAAUCAGGCUGUCGGGAGCGAGGGACCAGUGGAAGUUCCCUCCAUGAAGAUGUAUCUGAUUUUCAUUUUUUUUUGGAACUUAAACAGCUAGCUGGUGAGGAUAUACAUACGAAUGAUAUAUGGAGUAGUGUGUCUUGAUGGAUCUACACUUUAAUCUACAAAGUCAAUGUAGAAAGAAACUUCAUCCAGAUGUUAUGUUGCU
This is a messenger RNA of Cucurbita moschata (crookneck pumpkin), 1452 nucleotides long. RefSeq names its product UDP-galactose/UDP-glucose transporter 3. The transcript is spliced from 7 exons. Bases 117 to 1115 code for a protein of 332 amino acids. NCBI's taxonomy places the organism in Eukaryota, Viridiplantae, Streptophyta, Magnoliopsida, Cucurbitales, Cucurbitaceae. Gene Ontology annotation, biological process: UDP-galactose transmembrane transport. Gene Ontology annotation, cellular component: endoplasmic reticulum membrane; Golgi membrane. Gene Ontology annotation, molecular function: UDP-glucose transmembrane transporter activity; UDP-galactose transmembrane transporter activity. The record is from RefSeq and is a predicted model, not a curated record.